AUGUCGUGUACUUACUUGCAGGACGAGAAAGGCAAGCCUGUUUCGGCUGAUCACGUGAAGAGCAUCCACAAUCAUAUGCUCUCAAGCUUCUGGCAACUUCAAUCCCAAGGCCUCGCACCGGUGUCUAUUGGCCAAGCCUUGUUGCAAGUCUUACAGUGGCUUAUUCAUACUCUGCACAAAGAGUAUAUCAAAUUUCGUUUGUGUGCUGACAACUGGAAGGCAAUGAAGCUGAUGACCAACAAUUACUCUCAAUGGUCGACCUACCAUGUCAAGGGCAAGAAAGCCAGCAAGCAUGUUAAGGCCAAGCCUGGUGACGAACUCAAAGUGGAACAUACGAAGAAGCGAGCACAGAUCAAUUCAGAUAUAAUCUCCGAGCCUGUCACUGAGCCUUCUACUAGUACCAAUGAAGCGAUACCUGACACACUGCAACACCCCUCCCUUGACUGUGAACCAACACCACCACCCAGCACCGAUAAAGGCAAAGGCAAAGAGGUGCCUAUUGUAGAGAUCAAAAACCCUCUUUCUAAUCUUCUUAUGAAACCUCAGCCCAGACCCAUUCCACCCAAACUUCCUCUGACUUCUAUUGAUUCCUCAACUUCUAUCAUCUCCUCAAGUUCUGAAUCCAACCUGGCUGUAGUCCUGCCCUCCCACAUCAUCACACCAGUAUCCAUGACCGACAUCUCAUUGAGCUCGAAUUUGACUUCACUUGCCGAUCUGGCUUCACUUGCUGUGAAAAUGGAACUCGUCAAUGCUAACACGAUUGACUUGAAGGCUGAUGCCAUCAAGAAGCGACAGCCAAGUACCAAGCCAAUGUGUGUGAGCCCCAAGAUCAUGGCACAGAAUCUUUGUGCCCUCGAGUGGCAGUCAAAUGGCCAUCAAAAGGAACCAGCCAGUGUCUUCACUACUUACUGGAAUAGGUUGUCUACAGCUGACAAAGAGUUAUACAAGUGCAAAGCAGCUGUUCAGCUGUCUGCCCCAGGACUGGCUCAAGCAGAUGACAACCAGGAUGAAUAG
Messenger RNA from Suillus subaureus, 1014 nucleotides. RefSeq lists its product as uncharacterized. NCBI's taxonomy places the organism in Eukaryota, Fungi, Basidiomycota, Agaricomycetes, Boletales, Suillaceae. The record is from RefSeq and is a predicted model, not a curated record. Bases 1 to 1014 code for a protein of 337 amino acids. The transcript has 7 exons.